CCCACCCAAGAUCCCUCAACCUCCGACACCCCCCCCCUUCCCGCCGGUGGCAUAGGCCCCCCCACCUCCCUCACCGACCCCGGCCUCUCCAAACGGCCCCGCGACGCCCGCACUCUCCACGUCCUCAUGUCCAGCCUCGGCGUGCACGCCUACCAGGAGCGCGUCCCCCUCCAACUCAUGGACUUCGCCUACCGCUACACUGCCGGCGUCCUCGGCGACGCCGUGCAGCUGAGCGCGAACGGCUACGGGGCACCGGCGGGGCGCGGCGCGGGCGCGGGCGCAACGGCGGGCGAGCCGACGGUGACGAUGGCGGCGCUGCGGCUGGCGAUUGCGAGCCGGCAGAAUUAUCAGUUUCAGCAUGCGUUGCCAAAGGAGUGGUUGUUGGAUUUGGCAGCGGAGAGGAAUCGGGUACAGUUGCCGGGGGUGGGCAGGGGGUUUGGGUUGCGGUUACCGCCGGAGAAGUAUUGCUUGACCGGGGUGGGGUGGAAUUUGAAGGAUGAGUGGGAGAGUGAGGAGGAGGUGGAUUUGGAGAUGGGGGCGGAGGGGGCGGAGGAGGUGGUGAAUGGAGUAGGGGAUGAUGAGAAGAUGGAGGAUGCGGAGGGAUUGAAGGAGGAGGAGCAAGAUGAGUUUGAGGAGGUUAUGGGCGGCGGUGAGACGCAGGAUACGGCCAUG
Messenger RNA from Eremomyces bilateralis CBS 781.70, 672 nucleotides. RefSeq names its product TFIID-31kDa-domain-containing protein. The annotation marks the transcript as partial. Gene Ontology annotation, cellular component: transcription factor TFIID complex; SAGA complex. Gene Ontology annotation, molecular function: transcription coactivator activity; protein heterodimerization activity; RNA polymerase II general transcription initiation factor activity. The record is from RefSeq and is a predicted model, not a curated record. The transcript has a single exon. Gene Ontology annotation, biological process: DNA-templated transcription initiation; RNA polymerase II preinitiation complex assembly. Lineage: Eukaryota; Fungi; Ascomycota; Dothideomycetes; Eremomycetales; Eremomycetaceae.